Vigna radiata var. radiata (mung bean) is the source of this 2499-nucleotide messenger RNA. RefSeq lists its product as uncharacterized. Bases 1 to 2499 code for a protein of 832 amino acids. The record is from RefSeq and is a predicted model, not a curated record. NCBI's taxonomy places the organism in Eukaryota, Viridiplantae, Streptophyta, Magnoliopsida, Fabales, Fabaceae. Gene Ontology annotation, biological process: DNA integration. Gene Ontology annotation, molecular function: RNA-DNA hybrid ribonuclease activity; nucleic acid binding. The transcript has 3 exons.
AUGUGUGUAGAUUUCACCGAUCUAAACAAGGCCUGCCCCAAAGAUAACUAUCCCCUCCCCAGCAUUGAUCGCCUGGUGGAUGGCGCCUCCGGUCACAUGGUCCUCAGUUUCUUAGACGCAUACUCGGGGUAUAAUCAAAUUCCAAUGUAUGCCCCGGAUCGAGACAACACGGCUUUCAUCACCGAGCAAGCUAAUUAUUGCUACAAGGUAAUGCCAUUCGGCCUAAAAAAUGCAGGUGCCACCUAUCAACGACUCAUGGAUAAAAUCUUCCACAAUCAAAUCGGGCGUUGCAUGGAGGUUUAUGUGGAUAUUAUGGUCGUACGAAGCUGUUCCCAUCAGCAACACUUACGAGAUCUGACAGAGGUCUUCCAGCAACUCAAAAGGUACGGUUUACGCCUCAACCCGUCCAAAUGCACCUUCGGAGUAUCAGCAGGUAAAUUUCUUGGGUUCAUGCUAACAAGCCGUGGAAUCGAAGCCAACCCGGAAAAAUGUCGAGCAAUACUGGAAAUGAGAACCCCAACCAAAUUGAAAGAAGUUCAAUGCCUAGUCGGACGCCUCACCGCUUUAUCACGGUUUAUACCGAGGCUUUCCGAGCACAUCAAGCCGAUACUCAACAACAUGAAGAAAAAUGUUCCUCGACAUUGGGACGAUCACUGUGAGGCGGCCUUCUCCGCCGUAAAAAACAUAUUGACUAACCCGCCUAUCAUGAGCCGUUCAGAAGAGGGGUUUGACUUACAAUUAUAUCUUUCCACGUCCGGUCAUUCGGUAAGUGCCGCCCUCAUACAGGAAACACCGGUAUUUAAACUCAUCUAUUUUGUUAGCAGAACCUUGCAGGGAGCCGAGGAACGAUAUUCACAGGUGGAGAAAGUGGCAUUGGCCUUUCUUACUGCGGCCCGGCGGCUUCGCCCAUACUUUCAAAGCCAUCAAGUUGUCGUCCGAACCAAUCAUCCUGUCGCCAGGAUCCUCAGGAAACCGGACUUAAUCAGAAGGAUGGUUUCCUGGUCCAUUGAAUUAUCCGAAUUCGGCUUACGCUUCGAGCCACAAGGCUCCGUCAAAGGACAACACUUGGCAGAUUUUGCAGCCGAGCUACUCACUGCAACAGAACCGUCCGUGUGGAAUUUGAACGUUGACGGAUCUUCAGAUAAACGAGGAGCAGGAGCCGGAAUAGUAUUGGAAGGACUGAACGGUCUUCUUGUCGAGCAGGCCAUAUCCUUCACGUUCCAGCUCAGUAACAAUCAGGCAGAGUAUGAAGCUCUCAUCAGCGGAUUACUCCUGGCGGCCGAACUAGACAUCCAACACUUAGAAUGCCGAAUGGAUUCUCAAUUGGUUGUGGGGCACAUUAACGGCACUUUCCAGGUCAAAGACAACCAUCUGUUGCGAUACUACCACAAAGUCAGCGACCUUAUUAAAGCGUUCAACACUUUCAGAAUUAUUCAUGUACCCAGGGAACAAAAUUCCCGAGCAGAUUUACUCUCCAAGCUAACACAUAGCCGAGGAAAUUCCCAGCUUACCUCGGAUAUAAUACAGUUGAUAAUUCAGCAAGAACAAGGCGCUCGGGUGAGUGCGGCUGAUUCUAAGCGAAUUGCUCGCUUCACAUUCAUAGGAGAUGAUCUUUAUCGACGCGGAUACACUACACCUCUGUUGAAGUGUUUAUCCAGCGAAGAAGCCAAGUACGUCAUGCAAGAACUACAUCAUGGAAUUUGCGGCUCUCAUUCAGGAAAGAGAACACUCAGAGCCAAGAUAUUACGGGCAGAGGCUCUUGCAACAAUCAGUGCCCGGAAAGUACAAAGUUUCAUCUGGCACCUAAUUUGCCGAUUCGGCAUACCACAGAAGAUCAUUACUGACAACGGUCGGCAAUUUAUCGACCGUACGGUAGAAGAUUUCCUCAAAGGACUUGGUAUCAAACAUGUCACAAGUUCUGUAGAACACCCUCAAACCAACGGGCAGGCCGAGGCUACAAACAAAGCCAUCAUCUCCGAGUUAAAGAAACGCCUUGGACAAGCUAAAGGCUUGUGGGUCGAAGAGCUGCCUGAAGUACUUUGGGCCUACCGGUGCACACCACACGGAUCAAUAGGUGAGACCCCAUUCAACCUCACGUACGGCACAGAUGCCAUGUUACCGGUCGAAAUAGGAGAACCGUCUCUCCGACGGCAUAUACAAGAUAUGACUCUCAAUGAAGAACAACUACGGAUGAACCUCGAUACCCUACACGAACGGCGCGAAAUUGCGUUAAUCAAGAAUGAAGCACAGAAGCGAUUGAUAACCAGACGAUACAAUACCAAAGUCAGGCCUCGACAUUUCACCGAAGGAGACCUCGUUUGGCGGAAACGAGGUGACGCACGAAAGAACAAAUCACACGGCAAGCUGGCUGACAAUUGGGAAGGACCUUUCCGAAUCAGCAAAGAUUUGAAGAACGGAGCAUAUCAACUGGAAUACUUGGAUGGCAAAAUGGUGCCGAACACUUGGAACGUCACCCAUCUCAAAUUUUAUUAUAGUUAA